Messenger RNA from Octodon degus (degu), 893 nucleotides. It is a transcript of the gene Rrp15, whose product is annotated as ribosomal RNA processing 15 homolog. The record is from RefSeq and is a predicted model, not a curated record. NCBI's taxonomy places the organism in Eukaryota, Metazoa, Chordata, Mammalia, Rodentia, Octodontidae. The transcript has 5 exons. Gene Ontology annotation, biological process: maturation of LSU-rRNA; maturation of 5.8S rRNA. Gene Ontology annotation, cellular component: preribosome, large subunit precursor. Bases 10 to 852 code for a protein of 280 amino acids.
GCAGGCAAGAUGGCCGCGGCCGUGCAGGACUCACGUGUAGCUGCUGGGAAAAAGCUGAAAAAGUCCCUGAAAAAGAAGAAGAAGAAGAAGAUGAAAAUAGUGGCCAAAGCUGUGGCCUCAGAGCUGGACGAUGAAGUCCGAGAGGCGUCGGACAGCGGAGGUUCUGGAGGCAGCCGUGGGCUGUCUGAUGAUGAAGCAGUGGAAGCAGACAAUGAAGAGGAUGCUGAACCCUGGGACAAAGAAAAGGAAAAUGCUGCUGACUCCGGUGCCGGGACUAAUGCAGGAUGGGCAGAUGCCAUGGCUAAAAUUCUUAGCAAGAAAACACCUAAAAGCAAGCCCACCAUUCUCAUCAAAAACAAAGAGCUAGAAAAGGAAAAAGAAAGGCUGAAGCAAGAACGACUAGAGAAAAGAAAACAGCUUGAUAAGAAGCGAGAGUGGGAAAUGGCGUGUAGAGCAAAGCCAGAUGUUGUCCAAGACAGAGACGCAGAGAAGAAUCUUCAGAGAAUCGCGACGAGGGGUGUGGUGCAGUUAUUCAAUGCUGUUCAGAAACAUCAGAAGAAUGUGGACGAGAAGGUUAGAGAGGCCGGAGGCUCUGUUAGAAAGCGUGCUAAGUUGGUAUCAAGUGUUUCCAAGAGAGAUUUCAUCAGUGUUCUCAGAGGAAUGGAUGCAACUACAAACGAGAAAAGUUCAUUGGAAAAGAAGGCAAAAGCCAAACAGACUGCCGUGAAAUCAGCAGAGGGCCCAGGUUGGAGCAUUCUGCGGGACGACUUCAUGCUGGGGGCCUCCAUGAAGGACUGGGACAAGGAGAGUGAUGGCCCCGAGGGCAGCAGCACGGGGCCUGCGAGUGACUGAGGCCUGCCGCAGUGACGCUGUGGACGAGCUGGAGCGAGGGC